CCGCUGCUGUCUCUCUGCUUCUUCUCCGUAGAUAAGAGCAACCACCCCAAGAGAGAAAUUUUAUGAAUAAGCUCCAGAAGCCGGUGCUAACAGGCCAGCGGUUCAAAACUAGGAAGAGGGAUGAAAAGGAGAAAUUUGAACCAACGGUCUUCAGGGAUACAAUUGUCCAGGGCCUCAACGAAGCUGGUGACGACCUGGAAGCGGUAGCCAAGUUUCUGGAUGCAACAGGAUCAAGGCUAGAUUAUCGUCGCUAUGCUGACACUCUCUUUGACAUCUUGAUAGCUGGCAGCAUGCUGGCCCCAGGAGGCACAAGAAUAGAUGACAAUGAUAAGACCAAGAUGACCAAUCACUGUGUGUUCUCUGCACUUGAAGAUCAUGAUGCCCUCCGACAUUAUGCUCAGGUCUUCAAUAAACUCAUCCGGAGAUAUAAAUAUUUGGAAAAGGCAUUUGAAGAUGAAAUUAAAAAGCUCCUGUUAUUCCUUAAAGCCUUUUCCGAAACAGAGCAGACAAAGUUGGCAAUGCUCACUGGUAUCCUGUUAGCCAACGGAACGCUCCCUGCUACUAUUUUAACAAGCCUUUUCACUGACAACAUUGUCAAAGAAGGUAUCGCCGCCUCGUUUGCUGUAAAGCUUUUUAAAGCAUGGAUGCUAGAGAAAGAUGCCAAUUCAGUUACCUCCUCUUUAAGGAAAGCUAACUUAGAUAAGAGGUUGCUAGAACUGUUUCCAGCCAACCGGCAGAAUGUGGAGCAUUUUGCCAAGUAUUUCACUGAUGCUGGCCUAAAAGAGCUCUCCGAUUUCCUCAGAGUCCAGCAGUCCUUGGGGACUCGGAAAGAAUUACAAAAAGAACUCCAGGAGCGUCUUUCUCAGGAAUGCCCAAUUAAAGAGAUGGUGCUUUAUGUAAAAGAAGAAAUGAAGAGAAAUGAUCUGCCGGAGCCAGCAGUGAUUGGGCUAUUGUGGACUUGCAUAAUGAAUGCUGUCGAGUGGAACAAGAAGGAAGAGCUGGUUGCAGAACAAGCACUUAAGCAUCUGAAGCAAUAUGCACCUUUGCUGGCUGUGUUCAGCACCCAAGGCCAGUCAGAGCUGAUCCUUCUCCAAAAGGUUCAGGAAUACUGUUACGACAACAUCCACUUUAUGAAAGCCUUUCAGAAGAUUGUGGUGCUAUUUUAUAAAGCUGAUGUCCUAAGUGAAGAAGCCAUCCUGAAGUGGUACAAAGAGGCACAUGUUGCUAAAGGCAAAAGUGUGUUCCUUGACCAGAUGAAGAAGUUUGUUGAGUGGCUACAAAAUGCUGAAGAAGAAUCCGAGUCUGAAGGUGAGGAAAACCAAGAUGGUUGAACAAAGCACAAAUAUAUAGGCCGCAGCUGACUCUUACUUC
Messenger RNA from Euleptes europaea (tarantolino), 1371 nucleotides. RefSeq names its product basic leucine zipper and W2 domains 2 (gene BZW2). Gene Ontology annotation, cellular component: cytoplasm; membrane. The record is from RefSeq and is a predicted model, not a curated record. NCBI's taxonomy places the organism in Eukaryota, Metazoa, Chordata, Lepidosauria, Squamata, Sphaerodactylidae. Gene Ontology annotation, molecular function: protein binding. The coding region runs from base 63 to 1331 and encodes 422 amino acids. The transcript is spliced from 12 exons.